Molecule: messenger RNA, 678 nt
Organism: Peronospora matthiolae
Lineage: Eukaryota; Oomycota; Peronosporomycetes; Peronosporales; Peronosporaceae
Source: the annotation of a GenBank genome assembly
AUGGCUGCAACCCUUGAACGCCAGCGUGACUAUGUGUUCACUCCACCCAGUGUGGAGGAACGUCUACGUAACGCGGUCGGCCAAACAGUGGCAACGUGGAUCAUUGGCCAUGGUCCUAAGACUCCUGAGGAGGUGGUGAGCUGCCAGGCACUUCGUGAGAGGUACCUGGAGCCGCACCUAACGACUCAAAGUCAAUACAAGGCACGCCUUGACAUCAACAUUUUUGCUCUAAGUGCUAGUGCCCAUGCGGCUGAUGUGCGUCUCGAACGCAAGCUUCGGUAUGAUUAUGCCGAGCUUAAGGCCAGAGGCCAAUUGCGCAAGCGCACGCGCUAUGCUUCGGCUACUAAGGUAGCUGCGAGUGCUGGUCAGUCUGUGGCCAACAACCCGCCAACCCGCACCACUAGUGGUGGGGAACGGCCUCGGUCUAGAGAUGACCAUGGCCACGAUGCUCAAAGCCUCCAAAGCAUAUGGGCAGUCUUGCCGAAGGAAUACCUCAAAACCCCCAUGAGUUUUCAGACUCAGGGUACCCACGCCACUUUACCAGAUACUCUUUUUGGCCCUGACGACGACGUCGUUUCAGUAGUCUCUCGACAUGAAAUUGACGACACCCAUGCUCAUCGAGCAAAGUCGGUGGCGGCCGGUGUACCGGUGGACACGAGAAAUUGGUUAUCGAAGUGA